UGUGUCUUUUCUUCGUAACAGUGGUAAACGUCCCUGACUCUCACAAAACAUGACUUUCACGGUGCUUUUGCUUUUCGUGGCAGGCUUGGUCUGUUCUGAAGAAUCACAAAUAAUCGUGAAGGCUGGAGAGACUGUGACUUUACAUGUUAAUAAAACAUGGCAUCAAACCCAGGAUUACCUUUGGCUCUAUGGGCGACAUUCCCCAGAGACAAUCACCAUCGUCAUCAGGGGAGACGUCACUCGUAUCAAUGGAACCAGAUUUACAGACAGGCUCAACACAGAGGUGAACACGGGAUCGAUCACCAUCUCAAACCUCACCGUCCAUGACACCGGAGUAUUUUCAGCUCAGUUCUUUACACCAGACGGAGUCUUGAAAGAAGCGUUCGACCUCAUCGUCCACGAUAAUACAGUUAUUGAUGUUACUGAUGUUGAUGUUCUGGAGGGGAACGAUGUCACUCUGGACCCUAAACUAAACAUGCGACUGAGAAACCCCAAAGUCAGAUGGAUGCAGGGUGACAGCUGUAGAGAGGCCAUAGUUGUGUUGGAGAAUAAUAUGACCUCUAUUAAGGAAGGCUUUGAGGGUCUCCUGCUGCUGAACCCGUGCACUGCAGAGCUCACCUUCAUCAGCAUAACCAAAAACCUCCCUCAGAGCAGACUCCACACGAACACUGUCACCAUCGGCCCCAUGAUCCACGUCAAGGUGGAGAAAUAG
Molecule: messenger RNA, 712 nt
Organism: Haplochromis burtoni (Burton's mouthbrooder)
Lineage: Eukaryota; Metazoa; Chordata; Actinopteri; Cichliformes; Cichlidae
Exons: 4
Coding region: 50-712 (220 amino acids)
Source: RefSeq, a predicted model, not a curated record